CAGGGAUUGAUUUUAAGUCCUUGGCUGUAUAUCAAGAAGAGAAAAUGCUUAUUGCUUGGCUUGGCUUCAGCAUUGAGUUUCUAAUAUAUAAUCUAAAACUCUGUUAGAAGUGGAUGUGUCAGAUAUGGACUGACGAUAACUACAAGUCAACUCAUGAUAUAUGUCUGUUCGGUCGCACCAGUCAUUCCAUGCAGGCAUUGCAAACGUUGCUACCCUCACCAUUACAAGUACUAUUCAUAUUUCAUAUCCAUUCUCCACAUAUUCUUGCAGCUUAUCCUAGAGAUUUUACCUCUCUCUCUCUCUCUCUUUUUCUCAAGUCAUUUUUUUUCUCCUUUUAAUUUUGUCGUUUGAAGGUGUUUUUCUUUGACCCUCAAGGUCUAUCUUCUUAACUUAUUUUGUGAAGUAUUACCCCCAAAAGAAAAGCUCACCCUCUCUCUAACACAUAAUAUCUUUAAGCUCUUUGUAUCUUCUGGCAUAACUAUUUGAUUAUUUUUCUUCUUGUUAACUACUUGAAUAAGUGUUUGGCUGUGUGUGCUUCCGCGCACACUUUUGAGUGAUUUCAGAACUAAUGGACAAACGUCCUCGGAAACAAGCCAAGACCAGGUGCUCCACGUCAGAAGCAGAAGUGAGCAGUAUUGAGUGGGAUUUCAUAAAGAUGACUGAACAAGAAGAGGAUCUCAUCUGUAGGAUGUACAGACUUGUUGGAGACAGGUGGGAUUUGAUAGCAGGUCGGAUUCCAGGGCGAAAACCAGAAGAUAUAGAGAGGUUUUGGAUAAUGAGACAUGGUGAGGUAUUUGCAGAGAAAAGAAACAAGCAUAGGACCAAGAAUUCAUAAUGCUUCUAGUCCUCCGUUCAUUUGAUCCGGACAGGUUUAGCGGAAUUUCUUUUCUUGUGUUGGAAUUCUUCUUGUAUAUAAAGUUUGUUUUGUUUGCUUAUCCUCUCUUUUUAUUUUCUCUCUUUUGUUCUUUGUCUUUCUUGUGCUUCAUUGGCUUUUUAGUUUCAUGAACAAUAUCUCCUAUUA
This is a messenger RNA of Quercus lobata, 1021 nucleotides long. RefSeq names its product transcription factor CPC-like. The record is from RefSeq and is a predicted model, not a curated record. Lineage: Eukaryota; Viridiplantae; Streptophyta; Magnoliopsida; Fagales; Fagaceae. Bases 569 to 835 code for a protein of 88 amino acids. The transcript is spliced from 3 exons. Gene Ontology annotation, molecular function: transcription cis-regulatory region binding. Gene Ontology annotation, cellular component: nucleus. Gene Ontology annotation, biological process: regulation of DNA-templated transcription; cell differentiation.